AUGGAAUACGACACCAAAACACCCACAUAUCGAACGUCAGACCCGACGUCAUUCGCAUUCAAAUCGGCACGAGAACGCUGGCCAGCCAUCAUCACCGGCGCCAUUGACGACGUUCAUCGCACCAUCUCAUCGCUUCCGGAUUCGGAAAAAGACGCUCUCACGGAAGGCAAAUCCAUCAUCUCGGCCCUCGCCUCGCUCAAGUACGAGCUACAGCACAAUCGAGUCAUGAUCCCAAUUCCAGACGACGGAUUUCCAGACGUUGAAGGAUACAAUGCCGAGUUACAAGAGCGCGGUCCACCCCGCUGGCACGAUGUUGAAUGGCUGUUUUCCGAAUGCUACUUAUACCGCCGGAUUGCGUCGCUGUUCAGUUUGGCCACGACAUCGUUUUGGAAAGACUAUGACCCUUUCCAGCGCCAGAAGAUGAGCACGUUCAAGUCCUCGCGGCCGGCUGUGCUCGAACUUGCUGCUCGAUACAGAGAUAUUGUCACACAGAUCCGAUCGUCGAAGGCCCACGCGGUUGUGGACACGACGGACCCAGCUAAGGUCGAAGAAGCCGAGAAAGUCUUAUUCGUCGAAAUGGCUGAGAUUUGUCUCUGGGGAAACGCUACGGAUCUUUCUCUGUUGACGAGUUUGACGUACGAAGACAUCCAGAAGCUUCAAGGAAGCAGUGCCAGGAAAGAAUCUGAGAAGAACGUCUUGGUCAACGACCUAGGAAUCGCGUUUGAGGUACUGAAUUCCGCGCAUAAAGCUGCCAAGGAGAGAAGACGGGUUGACAUUGUCCUGGACAACGCGGGAUUUGAGUUAUUCGUCGACCUCGUACUGGCUGGAUACUUGCUCGCCACGGGUCUCGCGACUGAAGUUGUUCUGCAUCCAAAAAGCAUACCCUGGUUCGUUAGCGAUGUCGUCCCAAGGGACUUUGCGGCCCUGCUUUCGUCAAUGCAAGAUCCGAAAGCAUUCUAUGAGAACGGUUCCAACGAUGGUGAGAGUGAAAAGAACGGCACAUCUACUCCACCUUUAUCUGAGGACGAAGCGGCCACGAUAAAAUUCCUCUUCGACGACUGGAGUAUGUUGCAUGCUGAGGGAAAGCUGAUUUUGCGCCCUAAUCGGUUCUGGACGCACGCGGGCAGUUUCUGGCGUUUGCCGCAUGUGGCGCCGGAACUGAUGGAGGAUGUCAGGGAAAGUGAGCUAGUCGUGUUCAAGGGGGAUUUAAAUUAUAGAAAGCUAACUGGUGAUGCAGCAUGGCCCGCCACCACGCCCUUCACCACGGCAAUCGGCCCCCUAGGUCCGUCAUCAGGAAUCAGAACUCUCGCGCUGCGGACAUGCAAAGCUGACGUCGUCGUGGGACUGCCAGAGGGCAAAGACGAAGAAAUACGCGCGAUGCCCGGAGGAGGCGGAGAUUUAGGCGCGAGAACGUGGGCGUGGAGUGGGAAGUGGGCUGUUGUGCAGUUUUGUGACGGAAAAGCCUGA
Rhinocladiella mackenziei CBS 650.93 is the source of this 1467-nucleotide messenger RNA. RefSeq lists its product as uncharacterized. Lineage: Eukaryota; Fungi; Ascomycota; Eurotiomycetes; Chaetothyriales; Herpotrichiellaceae. Gene Ontology annotation, cellular component: nucleus; cytoplasm. Bases 1 to 1467 code for a protein of 488 amino acids. Gene Ontology annotation, biological process: DNA damage response. The record is from RefSeq and is a predicted model, not a curated record. The transcript is spliced from 2 exons. Gene Ontology annotation, molecular function: phosphatase activity.